Messenger RNA from Aspergillus calidoustus, 1965 nucleotides. The record is from the annotation of a GenBank genome assembly. Lineage: Eukaryota; Fungi; Ascomycota; Eurotiomycetes; Eurotiales; Aspergillaceae.
AUGGCCCGACUCAACACGAGACAUCAGACGAAGCACGAUGAGCAGCCGCAUGAGAAAACAAGGGCCCCGCGCCUGACUGAAAGACACGCCAUUACCCAAAGCCCCAACCCACCAACGCCGAAAGAGCGCCUCAGAGAACAAUGGCCGGCAGAGAGGCCGACAACACUAGUGCGCAGCAAAUCGACAAGGACGAGAACCAAAACACUGUCUGAGCAGCAAUUUGACAUCUUUGCCGAUAGCGACGGGGCGAGUGAGCGGGACACGCCCAAGGCGAAGAAAGCAACGCCUUUGAAAGUCGGCCUGGCUCGCGCGAAUUCCGUGAUUCUACCUCUGCCCCAGCAGCCUCGGGCUCGAACAAACAGGAAGUCGGAGUUGUAUAACUAUGAUAAAGAGAAUGACCCGGCUGAGGAGGAGUUGGAUCCUGAACCGCCUUCUCUAUCCAGGAACCCCUCCGAUGCAUCAUCCUCUACACGGUCACCGGCGAGGGAUAGGAACACCCAGCAAUUCAAUACAUAUCGCCAACCGGAACCUGAAUCGGAAAAUGAGAGUGAUAGUGACAGUUUUGACUCUCUCGACGACUUUAUUGUUAGUGACAAUGAGGAAGUUAGCUAUCAUGCGUCUUCUUCGUCGGAGGAUGAAACAGAGGAGGAGCAACACAAAGUGGCUACUCCACCAACACAAAAGAGACGACUAUUUCGAGGCAGGCGACCGAACCCUGCUGUUGAAUUGGAGAAUGCUCUCCGCGAAUCUGCACGGCGUCCAAACCUUCGAUUGGAGCCCUCGUUGCCAGCAGCAAUUGCGACGCCAUCUCUGGGCCCAGACAGGGUUUCUAGGAAACUCUUCCGGACCGACGUCUCCGAGAAGAUGAACAAGUUGAGAAUAGAGGAUGAUGACCCAUCAUCCUCACAGCUUCAAAAUGACCUUAACGGAUCUACUGAAGAACAGGCCCGCCAACUGCAGCCUGAUGAUUCUCUAUUCCGCACUCCCCCUUCGAGCCCUUCGAAGACUCUUCUAAGAUCGCCGAUGAAGGAGAGAACCAUAAUUCCCCCAAGUCCUCAUCGCGAAAGCACCGACGCUUUCUGGAGUGCAGAGAUUACCAACAAGUGGAUUGACGAGCACUCGCCACGCAAGGCCGCACUAUUGCUACGGGAGUUUGACGAGUCCGACAGCGAAUCCGAGACGAUGGCACUGCGCGCUAAGUCAACGAAGCCGGCAAAGCCUUUGAGCAAGACGGCACAGAAAAAGGCGGAAUCUGAAGCUAAAAAGGCUGCACUCGCGCGCAAACGGUUAUUCGACAGCAGGAAAGCUGCUUUUGCGGAGCACUUUCUCAAAACACUUGAUGAUGCUGUUUGCGAGGGUAAAGUCCAGAAAUACUCCGCAGAGACCGGUGGGGUCCACAUUCUUUGGAGCAAAACACUGCAGACAACGGCCGGGCGAGCAAGCUGGAGGCGAGACAGGUCCUCGGGCUCCAUAUCGUCUAGUAGCGAUACCUCAUCAUCUACUACUUCCACUAAACACUUCGCUACCAUCGAACUAGCGGAGCGUAUCAUUGAUGACGAAGACCGGCUGAUCAACACAAUGGCUCACGAGUACUGUCAUCUGGCAAACUAUAUCGUCAUGGGCGUUCGCGAUCAACCGCACGGGGCUAGCUUCCAGGCUCUAGGCCGAAAGUGCAAGGAAGCCCUAAAAAACCACCCGACAUACGGCGGCCGCAUCGAGGUAACCACCAAACAUAAUUACAAGAUCGACUACAAAUACGUGUGGACAUGUGUCGACUGUUGCCAGAACUAUGGACGCCACUCGAAGAGCAUCGACCCUAGCAGACACCGGUGCGGCAAGUGUAAGGGUCUCCUCCAGCAAAUCAAGCCUAAACCAAGAGCCGUCUCGCCGAGGAAGAAGUCACCCCCUCUUGGUCUAGUGAGAGAGACGUCGAAAGACUUGGAUCCGAUUGUUUUGAGCCCAUAG